Sander lucioperca (pikeperch) is the source of this 1316-nucleotide messenger RNA. It is a transcript of the gene fbxo3, whose product is annotated as F-box protein 3. Gene Ontology annotation, molecular function: protein binding. The record is from RefSeq and is a predicted model, not a curated record. The transcript is spliced from 9 exons. NCBI's taxonomy places the organism in Eukaryota, Metazoa, Chordata, Actinopteri, Perciformes, Percidae.
CCUUAACGUCCCCCUUCAAAAAAAGAAGAACGAAGAGUGUUGCUAACAAUGGCAGCUAACACGGAGCUCCGGAUGGAUCAGCUCCCUUCAGACCCGCUUCUUCACGUCUUAUCCUUCCUGAGUUUCAGAGACCUGAUCCAUUGCAGUUAUGUGAGCCGGAGGUUGAGCGAGUUGUCCAAACACAACCCGCUGUGGAAGUCGCUCUGCUCCAAACACUGGCUGCUGACUGAGUGAUCUCAGGAUCAGGCGGCUCAGGAACCGUCAGCCAUCCACAUGUUCAUCACAGGUUCCUGUUUCAUGGAGUGGUUCACUGCAUACGUCCACAACGUGGUCAGCGGAGAAUAUCCCAUAAUCAGAGACCAGAUCUUCAGGUACGUGCACGAUAAACGCUCCGUUGCGACCACCAGAGACAUCUCCGUCUCCGUCUCCACCUCCUUCCUGCCGGAACUUUCCUCCGUCCGUCCACCGCACUUCUUCUUCACCUACCGCAUCAGAAUAGAGAUGUCGAGCAGUGCGUCUCCCGAAGCUGCCUGUCAGCUGGACAGCCGCUACUGGAAGAUCACCACAUCGGACGGCAAAGUGGAGGAAGUCCAGGGUCCCGGCGUGGUCGGAGAGUUUCCCGUCAUGACGCCCGGGAAAGUGCACGAAUACGCCAGCUGCACUACCUUCUCCACGCCGUCAGAGUACAUGGAGGGUCACUACAUGUUCCACAGACUGGCCAAUAAAGAGCAAGUUUUCCACGUGGCGAUCCCUCGCUUCUACAUGGUCUGCCCGCCGUUCAGAGAGCCUCUGGGCAGAACGCAGAAUGCGUUGGUGAGUUACCGGCCUCGCUUUGACGACGACGGCGGCGAUGACGACGAGUUCUGCGAAGAAGACGGAGACGACGACUUUGGCGACCUGAGAGGAAUCAACAUGGCGGGAGCGUGGUGCCCUCGCCACAUCUGACAGGAAACAGCUGAGUGACUCACAGACAGCAAAGGAUUCUGGGACAGGUAACCAGAGACACACGUGGGACAGAAUCUCGCCAUCUUCCAGCUGCCAGAGCCGCCGCCGCCGCCGCCAACGGGAGAAUGAGGUUUUAGGAAACCUUGUCUUUGUUUUCUCGCUACGAUGUGAAACUGUCACAGACAAUGGGGACGGGGGACACACACACACACACACACACACACACACACACACACACACACAGACACACACACACACACACACACGCACGUGAGAUGGCUCUCUGGUUCCUGAGAGGUUUUGGACAUGUGGCUCUAUACACGCUAAAAGUAGUGAUUAUUUACAUGGAGUCUGGUGGAAAUAUGCUGGCU